Cetraspora pellucida is the source of this 159-nucleotide messenger RNA. NCBI's taxonomy places the organism in Eukaryota, Fungi, Glomeromycota, Glomeromycetes, Diversisporales, Gigasporaceae. The record is from the annotation of a GenBank genome assembly.
AUGCCAAUUUCAUUUAUAAUACCAGCAUCACCCCUUGAAUAUGAUCCAGAAUAUGACUCUGACAAGAGGCAUGAUUUAGACAAUUAUAUGUGGUAUGGAAAUAGUGCUAGUGAUGAUUGUAGUAAUCAAGAGAGAUAUAAUAAUGGUGAAAUUAAAUAG